This is a messenger RNA of Endocarpon pusillum Z07020, 918 nucleotides long. RefSeq lists its product as uncharacterized. The transcript is spliced from 2 exons. NCBI's taxonomy places the organism in Eukaryota, Fungi, Ascomycota, Eurotiomycetes, Verrucariales, Verrucariaceae. The record is from RefSeq and is a predicted model, not a curated record. The coding region runs from base 1 to 918 and encodes 305 amino acids.
AUGUCUCGUUCCGCCCCAGACGUCUACACUCGCUUCACAUCUACAUCUCCUCACGCAUCCUCAAAACCACCUCGAUCAUCGUCUACCACCUCUCCACAGUUCGGCUCCUACAAACCCCCCACACCACAUCAAUCCCAGAAACCUACAAUACCGCCCGGUCCUCUCAAUGAAACCCCGCAAGAAAAAGUCGCCCGCCUACGCGCAGCAUCCAGACUCGCAAAAUCCCAAGCUAGCCUCUCCCCUGUCGACCGCACCAUCGAAUAUGGAAGGAUGCUAGCAGACAAAACACAUCGAAUCGUGGCCUAUGGCCUGAUCGGUUUCUCAGGCAUCGCAGCCCUAAUAUCCGUCUACGCAAUGACUGACCUAGUCCUCCACCACCGCCGUCAAAAGCGUGCCUGGAUCGACCGCGAGCUCCAGCGUCUGCAAGACGCUCAACAAGCAUUUCUCCGUGGUGACGCAACGCCCGAGCAAUUGCAUCUACUGCAGCAGGAGAGGGCGGGCGAUGAGAUCGUAGAGAAGGCUAAGCGGGAGAAGGAGAGGAAGAAGCGGGAGAGCUGGUGGGGAAAGGGCAAAGCUCUGAUAGGGCUCGGACCGAAGGAGGGAUUGAAUCCAGAGGAGGAGGCAAGAUAUGGGAGGGUGCAGAGUAGAGCGGAGAUGGAGGUAUUGCCCACAGAAAGGCUACUGGAGGAGGAGCGAUGGGUGGGAGACAAGAAUGAUGGGAAGAGCGUCACCGAGGCCGUGAGGGACAUGGUCGAGGAUCGGAGGAGAACGGGCGAAAAGCAGGUCGAUCAUUUGCCCGGCACGCAAGGGGGGGCCCUUGACGUACUGGCCAGCAAUGUCACCAAUUCCGUCAGGACGGAGACUGGUGCUGGAAAGGUCAGCUGGUUCGGCUGGGGUAAAGGAAGGGACCAGUCGUGA